This is a messenger RNA of Phyllotreta striolata, 1482 nucleotides long. NCBI's taxonomy places the organism in Eukaryota, Metazoa, Arthropoda, Insecta, Coleoptera, Chrysomelidae. The record is from the annotation of a GenBank genome assembly.
AUGGAAGAAACAAACGUUUUAAAAAAUAGUGAGGCCUUACAAGAAGUCAAAUACAUCCCGAACGAUAGCCCUACAGUGCAAAAACUCAAACCUACAGCUGAUAGAAAACAAGACACCUUCUUUUUAUAUCUCUCGGUGUUGUUAACUCAGUUACCUAUAAUAGUGUCAGGAUCUUGUACAGUAUGGACAUCUCCAGCUUUAAUCAAACUAAAAUCGAACGACAGCGAUGUAAACCCAUUAGGAAGGCCAAUAACCACGGUGGAAAUAUCCAUGAUUUCGGGUCUUCCCAUAAUAUUCGGCUUAGCAGGAAGCAUGCUACUACCGAAACUCUCCGACAUCAUCGGCAGAAAGAAACACCUCAUGUCCAUGGGGUUCUUCGUGCUCGCCUCGGGAGUAGCCCUGGCGUUCAGCAAACGCGUGAUCUACAUAGUCAUCUCCAGGUGCCUGCUGGGCACCGCCCUCUACGGGUGCUACUCGGUGGUACCCAUUUUCAUCGCGGAAAUAUGCGAGAACCACAAUCGCGGGAAGUUCGGCUGCUUCCUGGGGCUGGCCCACCAAAUCGGCCACUUGUUCGCCUUCCUGGUGGGCCCCGUCUUCAGCAUCAAAUACUUCACUCUCAUAAUCACCUCGCCUGCUCUGGUGUACGUGCUGCUCUUCUUCAUGGUGCCCGAAAGCCCGAUUUACUUGCUCAACCACGGUAGAGAGAAGGAGUGCAGGGAGGCGUUGAGGAAAUUGCGUAGCAACAAAACCGAUGAAGAGAUAGAUGGUGAUUUGGAGAAGAUCAAAGAGGAUUUGAAAGCGACUGCUUCGGCUAAAAAAGCUACGGUGGUGGAUAUAUUUAGAGUGAGGGAGAAUCGAAUUGCGCUGAUGCUGGCGUUGCUGCCGGUGAUGACGCAGAUUUUGUCGGGGGUGACUAUUAUAAUGGGGUUUCUAGCGCCUCUUUUCAACGCAGCCGGUACCGGUUUAUCCGGAAACACUGUAGCUAUUAUUGUAGCAACGAUCAAAACCACAUCUUACGUAUUCACUUCAUUCGUAGUUGAAAGAUUCGGGAGGAGAAGAAUGUUGUUAAUUUCUUCGACUUGUACUGGUAUACCACUGUUUGCUCUAGGGCUGUAUUUCUACUUGCAACACAUCCACUCGCCGUUUUUGCAGCACCUCCAAUGGCUCCCUCUUGUGGGGAUUAUAGCGAAUGUGAUGUUUUACGCUAGCGGGAUCGGUCCUAUACCAAUGGCGAUAACCAGCGAGCUGUUCCCGUUGGAGCUCAGAGCUGCGUCGUCUUGCAUCCUGAACGGCGCCAUUCAUUUCGUGGUGUUCGCUCAGAUUUCGUUGUUUCCCAUUGUUUCUGAGUCGCUGGGGAUUCACUGGUGCGUUUGGCUGUUCAGCGGGUGUUGCUUCAUCGGAGCUGUUCUGAUUUACUUGUUUCUGCCAGAAACCAAGGGGAAGAGUUUCGCGGAAAUACAGCGGAUGUUGAAGGAUUUUUAG